CGGCGCUCGAAGGACCGGCAGCAGGCGGCUCUCCAACCCAUCAGUCCGUACAUGACAAGAGUAAAGGUGAUUCAGAUGGACAGAAUGUGCCAGUAUCCUUGAAGAUAAACUUAAGGCCUUGGAUGAUACCUGAUCUCCUUUGAUUGUUGUGCAUACACCUUGUGCCAUGGCCUGUCUCAUAAGAGCUGAAGCAGCACUGCUGAGGUGUACGUUGCUUUUUCUCUACCUGAGUGUCUGCUUGUGCCAGCGUGACUGCACUGGCGUGGACUGUCCCCUGCUGGACAACUGUAUUGAAGAAGUGCUGGAAAGUGGCGCCUGUUGCGCUUCAUGCUUACAAAAGGGUUGCACGUGUGAGGGUUACCAAUACUACGACUGCAUCAAUGCUGGAUUCAAGAACGGCAAAGUGCCAGAGGGAGAUUCUUACUUUGUGGACUAUGGCAGCACAGAGUGCUCCUGCCCUGCGGGAGGAGGCCGGAUCAGCUGCCACUUCAUCAGCUGUCCUGACAUGCCACCGAACUGUAUCGAGGUGUCAGAGCCUGCAGAUGGUUGCAUGCAGUGCGAACGCAUCGGGUGUAUCCAUGGCGGGCAAAAGUAUGAGGCUGGGCACUCCUUCCACAUCGACGUCUGCCGGGUCUGCCACUGCCCCAACGAAGGGGGAAAGCUGAUGUGCUACCCUGUGCCUGACUGUGAUCCGAAGGAAGUCCAUAAACCCAUGUUAGCAGCAACAACAGAGGAGGACACAGCCAGCAGGCGUGACAUUUACCCCUACAAGUUGGACCAACAAGGUCAUUCAGAUCAGUACUCAGCACCAUACCACCUUAACGGGAAUCUUCCUCUCUUCAAAUCAUCGCCAUUGGAUAAGGAGGAGCCAGAAGACUAUGAUUAUGGUCCUGGAGACCUUUCAGAGACCUACCCUCAAUCUCUGGUCUUCCCUACCCAGUCCUCCUCCACCAAUAAGGUCAUAUCUGUGUCUGGAGGCUCUGACAGGCCUGACAGACGAAGCAAGCUGGAGCUGAGAGAGCGAUAUGGAGUUCGUGACCAUGCUACAGACAAAGAGGAAGUGACAGAAAAUCCCCUGAGAGAAGAGCCGAGCACUGUCAGGCCACUUAUGGACGAGGACACCACCACUACUUCUUGGCAGCCCUCACAGGAUAUGACAAGUGCUCAAAGUGUGUCAUUCAGUGAUCAGAGUCCACAGACACACUUAGUGAAUCCACUGCAUGCACACAGGAGUGUCGUAUUUCCAUUAAAGCAGGGGGCUGAAGAACACCCAGAGUAUCCACAGAUGAUUUCAGAGAGUGCAGGACAUAAUCAGAGAAGCUCUGAGACUAAGACACAUCAGCAGAAUGCAUCAGAUAGUGUUAUACCCAGAGGUUCAAACGGUCAGAUCAACGUUAGCCAUCCAGUCAGAGGCACAGAGAGUCAAACCCAUCAGCAGAGACAGCCAGAUAGAGGGAAUUUUCCGAUGUACACGCCGAGAAGUCCAGAGAGCCCAGUCCAUCCCCAGGCAAGUUCAAAUGGUCAAAAAGAAUUACAGGGGACAGUCGCACCGGACAGUGAGGAAAGGGUGAAUGCAGAAGAGAUGGAAGAGGAGGAGGAGGAGGAGGAGGAAGAAAUAAUAACCUUUCAGAGAAUCAGUGAGCCUGAAGGAAAGGAUGUGCCCUACAAGAUGAAGUCAGCUCAACAGGAGAGAAGCGACACAGACCCCAAGAGCAGCGACCCAACCAGCAUCUCCAAAAAGACCACGCCCGAGCCCAGCACCAGCUCCCCCAGGGGGCCUGACUACCACACAACCCCCAUGGUCCAUUUUAUCACAACCACCACCACCCAGCUGCCUGUAAGGGUCAAGUUGGAUGAGAGUCAGCCCAGCAGAAAGCCAGGUCAAAGGCUGUUUAACCUUCACAGUGAAGACAGAGAGGAGGUGAAGAAAGGGGUGAUGGAGAAAGAGAGGAAGAAAGAUCAGGCCGUUUCACUCACCAGACCUGAUGAAGGUCCAGGUGUCUCUGCUGAAGACCUGCUGCAGAGCUGCUGUGCUGCUGGCCAGAGGUGGGCCACUGAAAACCACCACUGCAACCACAUGCCUCUGCUGAACAGUGACAAGCACAUAUGCAGUGUUGCACAGAAGCAGUGCUGCCUCAGCUCAGUGAAGGAGAGCCAGUGUGAAUCAGGUAUGACUUCAGCCAGAAGAGGGGACACCUGUGAGGUGGAUGAGGAGGAUCAGUGCACAGAUUACUCCUCCCAGGUGUGCUGCAGCUGCUGUGCCCUCGGCUUACGGGUGCGCAGUGAAGGACGGGGCUGCGAUGCCCACCAGUACCUGGGUUACCCAUGUGGUCACGUCUUCCUCACCUGCUGCGAGGAAGAGGACGGUCCAAGCCAGAUCCCACUGAAGAGAAAGCAGAAACCUGUGCCAACUGCUUCACCAAGGAAAGUGUCAGACAGCAAGUACCCCAAGGAGGCCUUCUCCAUCAGUGCCACAGAUGAAUCUGCCAACGUGGUGGAGGAGCCGGAGGAUGUGGAUAAGUGUCAGCUGUAUGCAGACCAGCUGUGCCAGCACAAAUGCACCAACGUCAGGGGCUCCUACCGCUGUGAAUGCCACCAAGGCUACAUCCUGCAGCAAGACAGACACUCCUGUGCGCCAGUGAGUCCUGAUGAGGACAACAGAGUCAGAGAGGACAGUCCUGCAGUGGUCCCUCCACAAACCAGCACAGCCUCCACCAUUACAACCAGUACAACCACCACCAGCCCUGUCCGCCUCAGCCCAUGUGCAGAAAACGGUCCUUGCAGUCAGCAGUGUAUGGUGGUGGCAGGUCAGGCGCACUGCUCCUGCUUCCCAGGCUUCUCACUGAUGACAGAUGGACACAUGUGUGAAGAUGUGGACGAGUGCGUGACCAACACCCACAGUUGUCGGCCCAGUGAGCGCUGUGUGAACACAGUGGGUUCAUUUGUAUGCGAGCUGCAGGUCACUUGUCCUGCAGGCUACCAGCUGAGGAACAGUGUGUGCGAGGACAUGGAUGAAUGUCUCCUGCGAACCCAUAACUGUGGUGUGGGCUUUGUGUGUGAGAACACGGUGGGCUCUUUCCUGUGUAAUCCCAAACAUAAGUGCAUCAGCGGCUUCACACAGGACUCUCAUGGCAACUGUAUUGACAUAAACGAGUGCAGCAGCCUGAGUGAGCCGUGCAGCUCAGGCUUUAACUGUAUCAACACAGUGGGCUCCUACACGUGCCAGCAGAAGAUCAUCAUGUGCAGCCACGGAUACCACGCCAGCCCUGACGGAGCCAAGUGUGUCGACAUUGAUGAGUGUCAGAUGGGGACUCACCGGUGCGGAGUGGGCCAGAUCUGUCACAACCUCCCUGGCAGCUACCGCUGUGACUGUCAGACGGGCUACCAGUAUGAUGCCCUCCGCAAAGUCUGCACUGAUGUAAAUGAGUGCUGGCGCUAUCCUGGCAGGCUGUGUGCCCAGACCUGUGAAAACACCCCAGGCUCCUACCAUUGCUCAUGCACGGCCGGCUUCGCCCUGGCAUUUGAUGGCAAGAACUGUGAAGAUAUAAAUGAAUGUGACAAAAAUCCCUGCAGCCAGGAGUGCGCCAACAUCUACGGCUCGUAUCAAUGCUACUGUCGCCAAGGGUACUACCUUAAGGAGGACGGACACACCUGUGAAGAUAUUGAUGAGUGCUCUCAGAGCAUCGGGAACCUGUGCUCCUUCCAGUGUGUUAACGUUGCAGGCAGCUACCAGUGUACCUGUCCUCCUCAUGGAUACAGCAUGUCGGCCAAUGGACGCACGUGCAGAGAUAUUGACGAGUGCACAACUGGCACCCACAACUGUUCAUAUGGACAAACCUGCUACAACCUACAGGGUGGAUUCAGAUGUCUGUCCUAUGACUGCCCUCAGAAUUACAAGAAGGUUUCAGACACGCGCUGUGAGCGGAUCAGCUGUCCCAGCAACUCCGUGGACUGUCAGAACUCUCCUGUGCGGAUCACAUACUACCAGCUCAGCUUCCAGACCAACAUCAUCGUCCCGGCCCAGAUCUUUCGAAUCGGACCUUCCCCCGCCUACUCCGGCGACCACAUCGUCAUCAGCAUCACCAAAGGCAACGAGGAGGGCUACUUCAGCACCAGGAAGCUGAACAACUUCAUGGGCGCCGUCUACCUGCAGAGACAAGUCCGCGAGCCCAAAGACUUCCUAAUAGACGUGGAGAUGAAGCUGCUGAGGCAGGGGACAUUCACCUCGUUCCUCGCCAGGAUCUAUGUCUUCAUCACAACCAGCACUAUGUAACACCAAACUGAUGGAGAAAGAGACUAUUUCGUAUGGUGCUAAUUGUUUUUGUAUGUGCAGACUCUUUUUGUAAUGGCUUCCCACAUUCAAACAUAUUCAACACAGAUUUUCUGCUUCUUUCUCCGCACUUUCUUUGACAGUUAUAUUUCCUGAGAAACUUUCCAUUUGUAUUUACCAAAGUAUUUUUUCAGCUUGACUCUUACUCUUAUGCAAUUUAGCUUUUAUGCACCACUGUUGUUAGCAUCUACUCGAGCUGUUUGUGGCAGGGUGCUGCACAGGUCACUGCACAAGUCUGGGUUAGUGGUUUGUGAUCUACUCUACUCUCUUUAAAACUCCUGCUCUUUGGCCUCUCUGUGUAAAUGUUCAUUUUCAUGAGAACGACUCCUGAAAGUCUGAUGAUACGAGUAAACCUGUGCAGCACUACAAGUUAAGGGCACUUGUCACUGUGUAGGCCUGAAACUGACAAAAUGUACGAAAAGUUUAUCAGAUGACUCAAAACUAUAACUGCAUUGCUUUGGUAAAUUAUGUUGUUACAUAAUUAGAAUGGAGUGUAGGAAGAAACAGAGUUUUAUAUUUUUCCUUUAACCUCUAAACAGUUGGUUAAAAAAAAGAACAUUGAAACA
This is a messenger RNA of Toxotes jaculatrix (banded archerfish), 4896 nucleotides long. It is a transcript of the gene fbln2, whose product is annotated as fibulin 2. The record is from RefSeq and is a predicted model, not a curated record. The transcript has 17 exons. Lineage: Eukaryota; Metazoa; Chordata; Actinopteri; Toxotidae. Gene Ontology annotation, molecular function: calcium ion binding. Bases 167 to 4273 code for a protein of 1368 amino acids. Gene Ontology annotation, cellular component: extracellular region.